AUGACAAGAAAGAAGGUAACCCUUGCCUACAUUACCAAUGUCUCUGAGAGAAAGGCUUCUUACAAGAAGGGAAAGAAGGGUUUGAUUAAGAAGGCGCAGUCCAUCCUCGCCCGCCUCCGCAAGCUCUCUAACAUGGACCAGAGCAGGAAAAUGGGGAACCAGAGGAGCUUCACGCGGCAGAGGAACAAGAAGGCGACGGAGUUGCACCGCCACCUCCAGAAGGAGAACAACUGCCGCGAGCUCGAGGCGUUCAUGUUUCGCUGCAUCACUGGCCAAGUCUCCAUCGACGACCUCAACCUCCCUGACGUCUGGAAAUGGGAUGGAUCAUCAACCAACGCUCAGGGAGAUCAAGGGCAGGAUGGUAUACUAUAA
This is a messenger RNA of Salvia splendens (bonfire salvia), 372 nucleotides long. RefSeq names its product agamous-like MADS-box protein AGL80. The transcript is spliced from 2 exons. The coding region runs from base 1 to 372 and encodes 123 amino acids. Gene Ontology annotation, molecular function: protein dimerization activity; DNA binding. NCBI's taxonomy places the organism in Eukaryota, Viridiplantae, Streptophyta, Magnoliopsida, Lamiales, Lamiaceae. The record is from RefSeq and is a predicted model, not a curated record.